This is a messenger RNA of Pelodiscus sinensis (Chinese soft-shelled turtle), 1919 nucleotides long. RefSeq names its product LYR motif containing 7 (gene LYRM7). The record is from RefSeq and is a predicted model, not a curated record. Gene Ontology annotation, biological process: mitochondrial respiratory chain complex III assembly. NCBI's taxonomy places the organism in Eukaryota, Metazoa, Chordata, Testudines, Trionychidae. Gene Ontology annotation, molecular function: protein folding chaperone. Gene Ontology annotation, cellular component: mitochondrial matrix.
CCCCAUUCACGGUUCAGGGCAUCGACCUGCCCGGAUCCAGCGUUCAGGGGACGCGGCUCUAUCGGGCACGAAUUCCCGAUGCACGAGGAAGUAGCCUCGCCGCCCGCAGUAGCGCGCGGGGAAAGGUUCGGCAGCGCUUGUCCCGUAACGUACCCCCAACCCUGCCGCUCCUUAACCAAAGCGCAGGAGGAGGGGGCGGCGCUGGACUGUGACCUUCCGAUUGGCCUUUCAUGAGCGAGGCGGUGGGCGUGGUUUCGCGGCUGCUGUGGGUGGAGGGGGAACUGCUGUGGAGAUGGGGAGUCGGACGGAGGUUUUAAAGCUUUUCAGAACAUUGCAUAGAACACGGCAACAGGUUUUUAAAAAUGACGCAAGAGCCUUAGAAGCUGCAAGACAGAAGAUAAAUGAAGAGUUCAGAAACAAUCAGAAUGAGACUUCUUCGGAAAGAAUAGCAGAGCUUAUGAAAAUAGGUUCAGAUGUUGAAGUUCUACUCAGAACAUCUGUUAUACAGGGACUUCACUCAGGUUCAGAUAGACUGUGUGUACUCUUAUUUCUGACAGCACAGGACAUUGUCAAGUUUGAAAACAAGUUUUUUGCAGCUAAGAGCUUAUGUUAGUCACAUGCAGAAUCUCACUGAACAGAUUUUUGAGACAUUGCUAUGCAACCUGUCAAGUCAACUUAUCCACUGUUGUGCAAGAGAGUUGGCUCUAGUCAACUUGUUUUUAUUCUGCAGACAAACUGAUACAAGUGGAGCUUUUCUUACUUCAGUGUACCACAUCUGCAGUGCAUCCUGAUGGUUUUGACUUUGGGUUUGCUAUAGUAACGGGUGGGUUGUGCGCCAUAGUUUAUUUUUCAGUGAGAGGUCAUGAGGUUCUGUCCCCAUCUGCCUUUUUUAUUUGUCUGUACUUCCUCCUCUGUCCUGCUUGGGUUUUGUAUUCCUCUCUCAUGCAUACAGUAUUGUCAUUAAAAUGUAGAGAAAAAGGUAGAUGUGAACCCUGGGGCACAAAUGUUUCCUUCGUAGGUAGAACAUAAACAAAAUAUUUUUCAGUCCAUUUAGAAAUGUGUUUAAAUACUGUUUUAGUACCACAGCCAGAAAAUGAAAAAGAAAUGCAGCUUCAAGGGAAGUAAUUUCCUUGCUUUUAUGGAAAAAUGACAGUUUGAAUGAGAUGUGGCUGAUUACAUACAUUGAAUGGAAUUUGGAGCAUUUUAGAGGUUUACUGUACCUUUGUUUAGUAAUUCCCUGAUUAAUCAAAUUACAGGAUUGUGUUUGUAGCCAUGGUGCCUCAGUUUGUAGGUAGGGUAACUUGUGCAAAGUCCUCAGGUGCAGAACUCCCAAGUGAAUAUCAAAGGAGCCAGAUGUUCAAAACUUUAUUAGAGCCAAUGGCAGUUAGCACAGUGCACAGCCAAGAGAAACCUAACAGACUUUUUUUUUCUCUCCUGCAAUAAAUGUCACCUUACACUUACCUUUUCUGCUAUUUUUAAAACAGGAACAGUACAGAUAAAUAUUGCAGACAUUAAAUGAGAUGUCUGUAUAUUUUAAAGUAUUUUAUGCAUUUUGAAAUUCAUAUUUAAAUACACUGAAAUCAGGAUUACCAGAAACAUUGUAAUUUGCCAUCCUGUUUUGCUAUGAUGUCUUCACAUGAGAACUGGCAAAAUGUAACAAUGAUAGACUGUUAAAAUAUAUGCCAAGAUAUUAUUAACAGCAAUUAGGUAGAGGAGGUGCAAGAAAUUUCUGAUGAACAGAAUGCAAAAUGUUAGUACAUUUUUGUUGAUUACAAAAUUACCAUAGUGCUUCUCAUAGGUUUUAUUUAAAACUAGAUAUUCUGUAGUAAACCGCUUCAUUGCUUGUACAAAUAAUAAAGGCCAUGUAUAUUUUUGUAGAUUAUGAUGAUAAAACACUGUUUUUACUGAUUAUAUAAUUU